AUGUUAGGUGCGAUUAGGUCGUUCUUCCAAUGGCAACUACCAAUAUGUCGAUGCUUGAAAGCCGUUUUCCGUGCACCAUUUUCCUGUACUUUUCCGAAUUACUUUUGGGCAUUACGGUUCCGAGCUGCUGCAAAUGGUUGUCCAUGUGAGUCUUGUUUCGCUACUUUGGCUUCACUGCGUCGGCCUGCCCUCGCGCAGCACUGUUUUUUCGUGGUUCCUCACCUUCCCUUUUUUAUACUGCAUGAAGUAAUUCGAGAAGUCUUAUUAGAAGGCAGUCAGCGUCGCCCUGACUUGUAG
This is a messenger RNA of Chondrus crispus (carragheen), 297 nucleotides long. RefSeq lists its product as hypothetical. The transcript has a single exon. The coding region runs from base 1 to 297 and encodes 98 amino acids. Lineage: Eukaryota; Rhodophyta; Florideophyceae; Gigartinales; Gigartinaceae. The record is from RefSeq and is a predicted model, not a curated record.